AUGCAGGUGGCACUAAAAAACUUUGAAGCGACUAUAUCUCAGAAGGGGAGGUAUACCCACAAUGAGCAGCAAACACUUCGUAAUAUUUUCAACGCCCCGUCCGCAGCCACUGUGGAAGAGCCAAGCACGCUUCAGCCUUUGGCCGAGACCGAAAGGAGUGCGCAUCAGUUGCUUGGAUCUCUUGGUAGAAAUUACCCCAGGGAAUACUUUGAUCCAAGUUUGAUGAUACUGUUGGCAGACCAUCUCGCCAAGUCGAAGCGAAUUACCUUCUGCUCCAUUGACUGCGAAUUUUUCGAAAGAACUCCAUCGCUCAUAACUGAGAUUGGGUUAUCUGUUGUUGAAAUUGAUAGAAUAAAACCCUUUUGUCUUCCUCCUAUUCGCAACUAUCAUUUGGUCAGAAAAGAAGGGUUCGAGAAAACAAGGAACUUCAAAUAUGUACCAGAUCACCGAGGCUAUAGCGCAACAGCAACCAGCGUCACCUUGCCCAUGGAGAGAAAUAGAGAGCAUUUCAAGGAGAUCCUGGAAUAUUGGAUUAAUCGGUCAAAAUCUCGCGACAGCUUUUUCGUGUAUGUGGGACAUGGUGUUUUACAGGAUAUGGAUGUUUUAAGAAAAAAUGAGUUCUAUUUGCCCGCAAAUUACGUGUUAGACACUUCAAUUUUAUGGUGCUACCCUUUACAGAAGUACCAGGUAUCGCUAUUUGAUAUCAUGACCGAAAUGGGCUUGCAGCAGAGAUUUCUCCAUAACGGCGUGAACGAUGCCUACAUUACCUUGCAGGCAGCAGUCAAUUUGACAGAUCCUGUGUUCCGCGAAGAUAACUCCAUGUGGGAUUACAUGGCUCUGUUGAACCACCAUGAUGCAUUCUUAAAGCUCGACCAAGAUCUGAAGUUAUACCUUUCCACGAACACGCUCAAACACAGAGUGUACCAACCAAGGUUUAACAAGUUGGAGAGAUCGAAGCGAGGGUCUCGUGAAUACUAUUUAAAUUCCCCGGACCCUAUUGCAAGCGAGAAAGUUGAGAUGUUUUGUUUCAAAGUAUUUGAGCACAUUGGCAGCGAUAAAUUCCGAGAGGAGCUGGAGGAUUUCAAGAAAAAGAGCCUCCCCGAUCUAUUCGAAACUAAAUUAACUACGUAA
Messenger RNA from Wickerhamiella sorbophila, 1131 nucleotides. RefSeq lists its product as hypothetical. The coding region runs from base 1 to 1131 and encodes 376 amino acids. The transcript has a single exon. The record is from RefSeq and is a predicted model, not a curated record. Gene Ontology annotation, cellular component: nucleus. NCBI's taxonomy places the organism in Eukaryota, Fungi, Ascomycota, Dipodascomycetes, Dipodascales, Trichomonascaceae.